Closterium sp. Naga37s-1 is the source of this 1004-nucleotide messenger RNA. The record is from the annotation of a GenBank genome assembly. NCBI's taxonomy places the organism in Eukaryota, Viridiplantae, Streptophyta, Zygnematophyceae, Desmidiales, Closteriaceae.
AUGACGGAUGCCAAAGACGGCGUUUCUCUGUUCGAUCACGCGUCAGGCACUGCCGCUGCCCCUACUGCCACUGAUCCUGUUCUUGACCGCUCACAGUGGCAGACUCGCGAUGCUGCUGCGCGCCUCGCUAUCCGUAACCACCUGCCGAUCACUGAGCGCACGCAUUUUAGUCAGCACAAGACUGCUAAGGCGCUAUAUGACGCUGUAGUUGCGCGCUAUUCCUCCCCAGCCACUGCAGCCGUAGGACGCCUCAUCCUGCCCUACCUGUUCCCCGACCUGUCCUCGUUUUCCACCGCUGAGGACCUCAUCUCUCACCUCCGCGCUAGUGACGCCCGCUUUCGUGCCGCUCUUACCGACGAGUUGCUAGCCACGAACACCCCACCGCUGUACUUUACCCUCUACAUCCUCGUCACUCGCCUCCCUGACACUCUUAGCUCGGUAAGGGACCAUUUCCUCGCCAAGGACCCUACCACUAUCACGCUAGCCGACUUCGAGCAGCAGCUCCUAGCAGCAGAGAAGAACAUCCUCGCUGUAGGUGCUGCCCGUGGCACUCCACGCACUCCCCUCUUUGAGGGGUGCUCCCCCUCCCCUCUUGCCCCCUCCUACGCCUCAGCUGCUGCUGCAGUCGACCUCCUCGGUGCUGAGAAGGUUGCAGCGACUUCCGCUCCUAGUGGGAAGCGCGGCGGUGGCAGGGGCGGCAAGGGUGGCAGGGGUGGUGGCGGUGGCGGUGGCGGGAGCGGUGGUGGAGGCGGCGGGGGUGGUGGCGGUGGCGGUGGUGGGGGUGGUCGUGGGGGUGGAGGAGGUGGGUGGGGCGGUGGUGGAACCGGGAGUGGUGGAGGUGGCAGCGGAGGUAGUGGGGGAGGAGGCAGUGGUGGUGGCAGUGGAGGUGGGGGCGGGAGUGGGACCAGCCAUAAGGGGAGUUCCAGUGGUGGCCAGCAGCAGCAGCAGCAGCAGCAGCAGCAGCAGCAGCGCCAGACCCCCUCUUCUCAGCAGCUCCAUGACUG